AUGGCAGAACCUGAAGAGGAGUACCUGGAGGAGAACCCCAAGGAUGAUCCAGAUGCCGCUAUACCUGCUGUCACACAUGUUGCUGCACCUGCCACCGCACCCGCCUAUGUUCCAACUGGGAACGUAGACUUGGGCAGAGAUAGACCGAUCCACAAGCUAGUGGAGCAAUUUUUGAAACUAAACCCACCAAGGUUUACGGGUACUGGAGACCCUGAGAUCGCCUCACUAUGGAUUCAAGACCUGGAGAAAACCUUUGCACUCCUGAUGUGCACUGAGACGAAGAAGGUAACCCUGGCAAUAUAUCAGUUGCAGGGCAAUGCCAACACUUGGUGGAGAGCCGUCAGAGAAUCAAUAUUUCCGAAAGCAGUUGUUCCAUUGUGGGAUACAUUCCUUAGGGUGUUCAACGAGCAAUAUUUCUCAAGGAGUGCCAGAGAACAGAAAUUAGAAGAGUUUUAG
Messenger RNA from Eucalyptus grandis, 456 nucleotides. RefSeq lists its product as uncharacterized. The coding region runs from base 1 to 456 and encodes 151 amino acids. NCBI's taxonomy places the organism in Eukaryota, Viridiplantae, Streptophyta, Magnoliopsida, Myrtales, Myrtaceae. The transcript is spliced from 2 exons. The record is from RefSeq and is a predicted model, not a curated record.